Molecule: messenger RNA, 2695 nt
Organism: Gastrolobium bilobum
Lineage: Eukaryota; Viridiplantae; Streptophyta; Magnoliopsida; Fabales; Fabaceae
Product: cryptochrome-1
Exons: 5
Coding region: 243-2285 (680 amino acids)
Biological process (GO): entrainment of circadian clock by photoperiod; blue light signaling pathway; circadian regulation of gene expression
Cellular component (GO): nucleus; cytoplasm
Molecular function (GO): FAD binding; blue light photoreceptor activity; DNA binding
Source: RefSeq, a predicted model, not a curated record
CCAAAAAAAAGGAGAAAUACAAAUAAAACAUAAGUACCAAACUCAAAAAGCUGUCCACCCAAAUCAUCAAUCAAAUUGUGAUUUUUACCUAUUUAUGGCUUAAAUUUUCUUGCCUGGUUUUCUUCAGCACUCAAAAGAAAGGAAGAAAAGAUACAAGUUACCUUAAAUGGUUAAAACUUGAUAGAGAGGGUUGUGUGUGUGUGAAUAGUUUGAGGUUGUGGGGUGGGUGAAGUUUUCUAGAUAUGUCAGGUGGUGGAUGCAGCAUAGUGUGGUUAAGAAGAGAUCUGAGAGUAGAGGAUAACCCAGCACUGAUUGCAGGAGUGAGAGCUGGAGCUGUGGUUGCAGUUUUCAUAUGGGCACCUGAAGAAGAGGGUCAAUACUACCCUGGCAGGGUCUCUAGGUGGUGGCUCAAACACAGUUUGGCUCACCUUGAUUCCUCUUUGAGAAGUCUUGGCACUCCUCUCAUCACUAAGAGGUCCACUGAUAGUGUUUCUUCACUACUGGAGGUUGUUAAGUCCACCGGAGCUUCUCAACUCUUUUUUAACCACUUAUAUGAUCCACUGUCACUUAUCAGGGAUCAACGAGCAAAGGAGGUUCUUACUGCUCAGGGCAUAACAGUACGUUCCUUCAACGCGGAUUUAUUAUAUGAACCAUGGGAAGUCAAUGAUGCCCAUGGCCAACCAUUCACAACUUUUGCUGCGUUUUGGGAAAGAUGUCUUAGCAUGCCUUAUGACCCGGAGUCACCUCUUCUCCCACCUAAAAGGAUUAUUCAAGGUGAUGUAUCAAGGUGCCCUUGUGAUACAUUGGUGUUUGAAGAUGAAUCAGAGAAGGCAAGCAAUGCACUUCUUGCUAGAGCAUGGUCACCUGGGUGGAGCAAUGCUAAUAAGGCAUUGACGACAUUCAUAAACGGUCCACUGAUUGAGUACUCAAAAAAUCGCAGGAAGGCUGACAGUGCCACUACCUCAUUUCUCUCACCCUGUUUGCAUUUUGGUGAGGUGAGUGUAAAAAAAGUAUUCCAUCUUGUUCGCAUUAAGCAAGUUUUGUGGGCCAACGAAGGAAACAAUGCCGGUGAAGAAAGCGUGAACUUGUUCCUUAAGUCUAUUGGUCUUAGAGAAUAUUCAAGGUACAUUAGUUUCAACCAUCCCAAUAGUCAUGAAAGGCCUCUUCUAGGCCACCUUAAGUUCUUUCCUUGGGUAGUAAAUGAAGGCUAUUUUAAAGCAUGGAGACAAGGCAGAACUGGGUACCCUUUGGUGGAUGCUGGCAUGAGGGAGUUGUGGGCCACUGGUUGGCUGCAUGAUCGGAUACGUGUUGUAGUUUCCAGUUUCUUUGUGAAGGUUCUGCAACUUCCUUGGAGAUGGGGAAUGAAAUAUUUCUGGGAUACCCUCUUGGAUGCAGAUCUUGAGAGUGAUGCUCUUGGUUGGCAGUACAUAUCUGGUUCUCUCCCGGAUAGUCGUGAAUUUGACCGAAUUGAUAAUCCACAGUUUGAGGGAUACAAAUUUGACCCAAAUGGAGAAUAUGUACGGCGCUGGCUUCCAGAACUCGCUAGAUUACCAACUGAGUGGAUACAUCAUCCAUGGAAUGCACCAGAAUCAGUACUUCAAGCUGCUGGAAUUGAGCUAGGAUCAAAUUAUCCUCUUCCAAUCGUGGGAAUAGAUGAAGCAAAAGCCAGAUUACAAGAAGCACUCUCAGAAAUGUGGCAACAAGAUGCAGCUUCAAGAGCUGCAAUUGAAAAUGGAACUGAGGAAGGGCUUGGAGACUCUUCUGAAUCAGUCCCUCUUGCUUUUCCUCAAGACAUACAAAUGGAGGAAAGUCAUGAACCCAUUAGGCACAAUCCCGCACCUGUUACCCGGCGCUACCAGGAUCAGAUGGUUCCAAGCAUCACUGCUUCCCUGGUGAGAGUGGAAGAGGAAGAAACUUCUUCGGAUCUUCGAAACUCAGGACAAGAUAGCAGAGCUGAAGUGCCAGUAAAUGUUAGUGCACAACAAAAUGAAAGAGACACAUUGAACGACAGGAUGUUGCAGACUGUUCAUACCAAUGCACGGCUACAAUACAAUAUUGCAAUGGAGAUGAGCAAUGCAGCUGAAGAUUCCACUGUAGAAUCUUCAAGUAGUAUUAGGAGAGAAAGGGACGGAGGCAUAGUUCCGGUAUGGUCUCCGCCAGCUUCCAGUUACUCGGAACAAUUUGUAGGAGAUGAAAAUGGUAUAGCAAGCAGUUCAUCUUACUUGCAAAGGCAUCCUCAAUCUCACCAAUUGCUGAAUUGGAGAGGGCUACCUCAGACCGGGUAAUUCAUGUCUAAAGGCUAGAGCAAUCAGACUAGAAUCAGGGAGGUGGAAAAUACACUAUCAUCAGCUUAUCUUGAGAGAAACCUGCAUUGGACAUACAUGUGUUAAUUUCCUACUCCUUUUACCAGUCUUGAUAAAUGAUUAACGGCUGACCUCCAAUGUGUAUGAAAAUUUCAAUUCAUCCGCAGUCCCUUUUGUUUUCUUGUACAAUGUUUUUAGGCCUGCUGUAUAGUAUACUUUGUGUAGUGAGGGAAAAAGAGCCCCCAUAGUAUCUUUGGUCCACUAAUAAACUCAGGUUUGUGCUUUCAUUUAAGGCAGAUAUAUUACUUUUUUAUGAUCCACGCUUUAUUUACAUUUUAUAUGCUGUACAUUUCUGUUGACCCCUGUAUGUAGAGUGCACCUCAUCUCGGUGC